GUGAAAUUCGAGACGUCAUCGUGAUUGCUUGUGAGUGACAAAAAAUAUUUUGCAAAGAUAUUUUCGGGGCGGAUUUCCUCGCGUUUUCCGCACAAAAUGGCUUUCGUGGCGGAAAUGAAGAUGCUCCUCGCGUGUCGGGGCUCCUUUGGCCAGAUUCGCUUCGCCUCCCAAGCGGCCGGCGCCAUGGUGAAGGAGUUCCAGGUGUACCGCUGGAACCCAGACGAGCCGUCGAAGAAGCCCUUCAUGCAGACGUACAAGGUGGACCUGAAGGAGUGCGGCCCCAUGGUGCUGGACGCCCUCAUCAAGAUCAAGAACGAGAUGGACCCCACGCUCACCUUCCGGCGCUCCUGCCGCGAGGGCAUCUGCGGCUCGUGCGCCAUGAACAUCGGCGGCACCAACACGCUGGCGUGCAUCUGCAAGAUUGACCGUGACACGGGCAAAGCGGCCAAGAUCUAUCCGCUGCCGCACAUGUACGUGGUGAAGGAUCUCGUGCCGGACAUGAAUAACUUCUACAAGCAGUACAAAUCGAUCCAGCCGUGGCUGCAGCGCAACGACACGAGCGAGAAGAAAGGCGAUGCUCAGUAUUUGCAGUCGGUUGAGGAUCGCGCCAAGCUGGACGGUCUGUAUGAGUGCAUCAUGUGCGCCUGCUGCUCCACAUCGUGUCCAUCGUACUGGUGGAACAGCGACAAGUAUUUGGGGCCGGCGGUGCUCAUGCAGGCCUAUCGCUGGAUUAUCGAUUCGCGUGACGAGAAGACGGAGGAGCGUCUGGAUCGCAUGCGUGAUCCCUUCAGCGUCUACCGGUGCCACACCAUCAUGAACUGCAGUCGCACAUGUCCCAAGGGCCUCAAUCCCGGACAGGCUAUUGCUGAGGUGAAGAAGCUCAUGUCUGGCCUGGCCAAGAAGGGCGAUCCCGGACUCGAGACGGCCGCGAUGCACAAGAAGUAGCCUUGUGACUUAGCUAAAGCGAUUUCAAUAUGAUAAUUUAUAUAGCAGAUCACCGCGAGAGGAGUGUAAAGAGUGGAAAAGCAAGAAAAGCGAGAAAUAAAUUGUGUUUCGGCACGUGAUUUCGUUGAUAUAUUGAAA
Molecule: messenger RNA, 1083 nt
Organism: Phlebotomus argentipes
Lineage: Eukaryota; Metazoa; Arthropoda; Insecta; Diptera; Psychodidae
Gene: SdhB
Product: succinate dehydrogenase [ubiquinone] iron-sulfur subunit, mitochondrial
Exons: 3
Coding region: 97-945 (282 amino acids)
Biological process (GO): respiratory electron transport chain; aerobic respiration; tricarboxylic acid cycle
Cellular component (GO): mitochondrial membrane
Molecular function (GO): electron transfer activity; 2 iron, 2 sulfur cluster binding
Source: RefSeq, a predicted model, not a curated record